AAUCCCUAAAUAAUAUAUGUGAUAACAUCCAUUUCUUUCUAGCAUCAAGAAAACCCUAAAUCCCAAAUUGAAAAACCAUCUCAAUAUCUGUAUCAAUUUCUCAAUAUCUGUAUCAACCCAGGACAAAUUUAAGCUUAAUUCCAUCUUCUUGUCAAAUUCCAUCUAUGCUAUCAAGCAAUCCACCAACGUGACUUGCUACUUUUAAUCAGAAAAGGAAAAUGGAGCAAGCAAAGCAAGGGAGUCAGAAGUUGUCUCCUCUUCUCUGGUAACCCGCCGCCUAGAGUGCUCCGCCCGCCACGUAAUGAACAACGACGAAUUCAUCUUCUUCAUUCCAACGUUUUUUCGAAUUCGUUCAACCUUCACUCCUGCCCUCAAGCUUCGUUCCAACAAAUUUCACUCCUGCGGUCGAGGGAGGUCAUACCUUUUCAGCAAAGUUAUUGUGCUUCAAAAUCCAUUUGUAUAGGAGAAGGCUGUUGCAUCUUGCUGGUAAUCAAGACUGUUUGUGGUGUGUGGAUAAAGCUGAGUCUUGUAUUCAUCUUUUGCUCCACUGUAAUUUUGCUCAGAAAGUGUGGAGGGAGGUUGGUGUGUGGCUGAAUUUGGAUAUUAUUAUCCCUCCCAAUCUGUUCAUUCUUUUCCUCGUGUUCCAUGGUCAUAGCACAUGAGAAAAGUGAAAAAUUUAAAGAAGGGGAAUUUGUGCUCGAGAGAUGGAGGAUAGUUGAUGACGUUGAAGAUGAAUUAAAUUUGGAUGCUCAUGCUAGUUCAAGCGACACAGAAAACACCUAGCCAGUUGCUUCUUUCAUGAAUUCAAGUGUUGUAGCUAAGCUAGAAAAUAUAUUAUAUUUUACUUAGUAUUCGUCAAGAUAAAAUUUCAUAAAGAAACUCUCUAUUUGGAGCUACAUAGGCUUGGCCCGUUUCUAGCAUUUAUAAAUCUUUUCAUUCAGCAUUGGAUGUUGCUAUGUAUUUAUAGAGGGCACAUAUACUAGGCAUGUCUGAGCAAACGUCUUGCAUUUCUUCUGGGUUGGAAAAGUAAUAAAUCACUCUAAUCUGUGUACUUCGCUCUUUUUUUUUUUUUUUUCUACUUCUGCAUUUAGACACUCUAGUCUUGUCUUGAAAAUUUGUGAAUAACGUCUGCAUUUGCAAUAUUGUUGUGAUUGAGUCUUUAUCCCAAUUCAUAACUCUUUUUUUGAAAGUUAAAAACCAUAACAAAAAAUAAUGACUUUGGAGUGUGACAGAAGUAAAUUCAAGAGUAUGAAAAACGCUACCAUGUGUGGAUGCAGGAUUCUCUUACUAGAAUCAUUCAACAUGCAUGUUCCAACAUUUUGAUUUUAUCUCUGAACCUCAGAAAAUUUUGAUAUUCAAUAUCCAAUUUUUAAAUAGAUUUGAGGAAUACAUGAAAAGUGUCGAUUUCCAAUACCAAAUUUUGUUACAAUACUAAAUGUACGCUUUAUUGCCUAAGGUGGACAUAUGAUGUUAAUUGUUUUUCUUUUUUGACAAGAUGCUAAUUGUUAAGUUCAGUUUUAUUGCAAUUUGAAACAGGUUAGAUGAAUAUGCAUGCAACAUGGUGAUUAGAGAUGAAGUUCAAAAUGUGAAAAAGGAGAAGGUGAAUGAUAAAAUCAGUUUUACUGAGUCAUAUCAUAGCUGAGGUUGUCAAGCUUGAGGAAAUCCUGCUUCUUCCUUCAUUUGUAAAUGUUGUCAAUCUAGUUGGUCGUGAUAACCUAAUCACAAACUUCACAAAGAUUGAACCUACGUGCCUCCCGCAUCAGCGACCUAGAUCGAAUGAUUGUGGAGUGUGGGUUGCUAAAUGGAUGAUUGAAUGUCCAUUCAGUAGUAACUAUGAAAGCAUAACUGUUGUGACUGCCACAAGGCUCAAGCUUGCUCUUUAUCUUUGUCAUUCAUCUAAUAAUAAGUUGUUACAAUCACUGUUGGCAAAGUCUGCACAGUAUUGGGCUGAUAUGGAAAAGAAAAGGAAGGCUUUGUUUAAAGUGUGGAGUUUGAAGUUAGGUUCUAAGAUGGUUAAAGGCUUCGAAUAUGGGAUAAUGUGGUUUCUUUUCUCUGUUUUGUUUUCGGAUAAUAUGGAUAAUCUGGUUUGUUUUCCCCCUUUUUUUUUGGAUAAUCUGGUUUCUUUUCCCUAUUUUUUUGGAUGAUGUUACCUUAAACAGUGGGUUGUAUUUUGCCCAUUAUGAUCAGGCAGCAAUGCUGUUUGUCUUAAGCUGUUAGUUUGGAAAAUUUUACAUUUAUUUGGUUUAUUCUAUGAUUAAGGUUUAUUCUAUGUUUGUCUUAAGUUGUCUUAUAUAUAUAUAUGUUACAUACACACCAAAUACAGAUAACAUUGUUGAUGUCUA
Molecule: messenger RNA, 2342 nt
Organism: Trifolium pratense (red clover)
Lineage: Eukaryota; Viridiplantae; Streptophyta; Magnoliopsida; Fabales; Fabaceae
Exons: 7
Coding region: 1605-2144 (179 amino acids)
Biological process (GO): protein desumoylation
Cellular component (GO): nucleus
Molecular function (GO): deSUMOylase activity
Source: RefSeq, a predicted model, not a curated record